AGAGAAAGCAGUUGGAAUAGGGUGAGCUGGAAUAGCGGGUCACUCUCAGUUGAAGGAUGAAGAGAGAUCGGGCGUGUUCUUCCCUUCGCGUGGACUGUGAGGGUCUGUGAGUCUCUGGACAUCUAUAACGCGCAUUUCACCCAGCAUUUCAGUCUCCGCGCAGGAACACGACAGGCUGACACUGAUGGGCUGGUUGGGCAUUUGGGCUAUGUCCGUCCUGUUCGGAUCUUCCCUAUGGCUGGCUUAUGGAGUCCGAGCCAGCACUGGAACCAGAACUACAAUAAAGGAGGUUCAAGAGGGACUUCAGCAGUUUGGAGGUGCUGAAAAUAAGGUCAAGAAAAAUGAGGGUCCAUGCUGGAGGACAUACUGUGGCCGGGGUCGGGAGUGUGUGGUCAGGGAGGUAACAGGCCGUGCCGAGUGUGUGUGCCAGGAAAGCUGCCACACUUCAUUUGUGCCUGUGUGUGGCUCUGACGGACGCUUUUAUGAGAACCACUGCGAGCUGUACCGCACUGCUUGCCUGCAGCGGAGGAGAAUCUAUGUGGUCCACAGCAAAGACUGCUUUUUCAAAGGUGACACGUGCACCAUGGCAGAGUACAACAAGCUGAAGGGCAUGCUACUGGACAUGCAACCCAGAACCUCCUCGGACGGGCAAGCAAAUGCCAUGGACCAGAGGAAGAUCCUGGUGGACACAAUGUUCAAGUAUAUAGACAGAAACCAGGAUGGUCGCCUGAGCAGUGAGGAGCUGGCAGAGAUUUACAUAAAGGAGCAUUUGGACAAUAUCUUACUGGAGUGCACCAUGCAAGACCUCCUGCGUUACGACGCUUACAACAACGAUGGUCACCUGACCCUUCAGGAGCUCUACACAGCCUUCCAGGUCAUUCAGCUCAGUCUAGCUGAAGACAAGCAUCUGAGCAUCACAACAGUGACCGUCGGCCUGAGCGCUGUGCUGUCCUGUGCCAUUCAGGGCACCCUGAGACCGCCCAUCAUCUGGAAGAGGAACGGCAUCAUCCUCAACUUCCUAAAUCUAGAAGAUAUAAAUGACUUUGGUGAUGACGGCUCGCUCUACAUUACUAAGGUGACUACGAUUCACAUGGGGAACUACAGCUGUCAUGCGGACGGCUAUGAGGAGCUGUCCCAGACCCACGUGCUCCAGGUGAAUGUGCCUCCAGUAAUCCUGGUCUAUCCAGAGACUCAAGCCCAGGAACCCGGCGUCGCUGCCAGCCUGCGCUGCCAUGCAGAUGGUAUUCCAAACCCUAAACUCACCUGGCUGAAGAACGAGCUGGACCUGCAGCCGCACGGAUCCAAGCAGAUUUCACUUCUCGCGAAUGGCAGUGAGCUUCACAUCAGUAGUGUGCGUUAUGAAGACACUGGAGCUUAUACCUGCAUCGCUAGAAAUGAGGUCGGUGUGGAUGAAGACAUCUCAUCUCUGUUUGUGGAAGAUUCGGGACGCAAGACACUGGCCAACAUUCUCUGGAGGGAGGAAGGGCUCAGUGUGGGGAACAUGUUCUAUGUGUUCUCCAGUGAAGGGAUCACCAUACUGCAGCCCGGCAACUGUGAGAUUCGUAGACGCAUCCCAUGGACAGAGAUGAUUCUGGGUGGUUAUGACGAACUGUGUCCCAGAAGCACAGGUGUCUCUCAACAUGAGUGUGUAUGGGCGUCAGCGGUCAGCGUGAGGGACAAGUACGUGUACGUGUCUCAGCCGCUUCAGAACAGACUGCUGCUGAUCGACACACAGACGCAGAGAGUCGUGCAGGCUGUGGAAACGGACGCCAUGCCCGUCAAACUCUUCUACGACAAAUCUCACGAUCAGCUUUGGCUGUUGAGCUGGAGAGACCUGCUGAAGUCCCGCUCUACACUGCAGGUGAUCACUUCUGCCAGCGUGGUGGAGCAGCGUCAGAUCGUCCGUGCUCCGUUUGAAAGAGUGGAGGACUUCUACAUCCCUCCCACCAACCUCAUUAUCACCCACGUAAGGUUUGGCUUUGUCUACUUAAAAUCGGAGCCUGCAGUGCAUAAAAUCGACCUUGAGACCCUCCGCCUCAUCAAGACCAUCAGUCUGAAGAACUACAGCUGUAUCCCAGCCAGCAUGGCAUACACUCAUUUAAGCGGUUACUAUUUUAUCGAGUGCCAAGUCGAGGACCGUUCGGGUCCAAGCUCACAGCUUCUCAUCGACAGCGUAAGCGACACGGUCAUUGGACCCAAUCCCAACAUCAACGGCCAGCCGUUCAUCUCUCCAGAUGGCCGCUUCAUCGUCUCUGUAGACAAGCGGCGCGGAAAGCUCCAAGUCCAGACCAUCUCCUUCAGCGGCGAGCUGCGGACGAGUCACGAAGCGGACGUCUCAAUUCCCCUCGCAGACUUGGAGUUUCAGCCGUCCUUCACAGAGGCCAACCAGUACAUGAUCGUGGCCUCUUCAGCGCAGGGCUCCAAGCUGGUUUUCUCGGACCUGGCAUCAGGAAGAAUGAAAGCCCUCAAGAAUGUCAAGGAUCCAAUUCCGGCCACCAGCUGGCCUUGGGGAGACGCCAACAGGGUUGUGGUCUCCAGCGGGGUGUUUGGACGCUACUUGGUCACGUCGUCGGCUGAGUCCCUGUUCGUUCUGGAUGGCAAACAGAGCAGCCCUCACUGUGAGGUGUCAGACGUCAAGAGAGGGAACACAGUGGUCUGGGUGGGUGAAGUUUGAACGGCGUACCGCGGGCCGGUUCUGCAGAGGAUUGCGCCGGCCGACUCGGCCAAAGCUUGGAAAUCCUUUAAGGGAUGCGAAUGGACUCGAUCCUUGUAGUGAGUUAAAAGAACACAUGCGGGUUUCUGUAUAGGUACACACACAUUCAAUGACAAGAAACCUUAAACAACAAGGGAAUGAACGUAGACACCCUUCAGUGCAACAGUGAACUAAUUUGAGUUUUUUUUGCACUUCCUUGUUAGCAGAAAUAGCGUUAAGCAGCAGACCGGUUAGGUGAUGACUGAACUAUGCACAAUGCUUUUUAAAGUAGGAGUGGUUUUCUUUUUUUCUCAGUGUGUUCACUAUAGUCACUGCAGGAAAUGUGUCCACAUCAGCAUCAUGUCUCAUUUUUGUCAGUGUAGAAAGCCUCAUCCCACUGUUUCCAGAAUUCAACAACUUUUGUUUUACAGUUAUUAGUACAUCACUUCAUAAUAAUAAACAUGUUACAGUAAUAUUUUUUCCAUUUUCCUUUUUGUAAUGAGGUGAGUACUUUUUGUCGUCCUCAAAGAUCUCUAUGUGUGUGUUUUGCAUUUUUGUGGAGCUACAUUUUGGGUACACAGUCAUCCCCAAAUGUUUGCUAAAGCUGACCUCCCCUUGGGGACAUCAUAUAGGACAAAUCCUACAAUAAAUCUUUGUUUUUUAUUUAAAUCAUUUCUUUUAGAAAUAGGAUUUGUGUUAGUGUGUGUUGUUCAGGUUUUCAUCAAAUGUCCCCCACAAGGAUAAAAACCCAUUGUGUGGAGCAGGAAAAUGGUUUAAUAAACCUACUACAUUAUGUCUUAAUGAAAAUGCCAAAAUGCAGAGGUUUGUGUAAAGGCUUAGGGGAUAGAACAUAUCAUUAGCUCAGUUUAAAAACAAUAAAACUCAAUGGAAACGCCUGCAAUGAAAGAAAAAAUUGUGUGUGGAUCUUCUUUUAGCUUUUUUUGCAUCAGUUCUGUCUGAGCACAAAAUUUCGUUUUAUUAAAGUAAUCCUACAUUGAUGUAUUACAUUAAAAUGCGAAGCCCGAGAAUAGAAUAGCAAACAACAAUAAAAGAAAUAUAUAUUCUUGUUAAAUAAAAAUAGACUGGCAAUGAGUCCCACUGUGCUAAAAAAAACUUAUCUAGAGCAUGAAAAGCAACAGAAAACCUUCAGUACAUUCGACACACAUGAACCAAAUUAGAGCACUGUUGCACUGAACAGACUAUUAUCACUACUGAGACAACCGCAAGCUCAGCUUUAAAUCAUCCUGUUCGACACAAAAUGUCUAAACUGGCAUUUUGAAUGUGCUUUCAAACUCAGUCAGAUAUGCAUGACUACAAUAUUACUUUAGGAAGCCAGAUGGUUAGACCUCAAUGAACAUUAAACUGGACACAGAUCCGACCAAUUUAAGGCCCAAACAAAUCAAAUUAAACUCAGUGGGCUAACAACCGCUGAAUAAAUGUGCCCUGCAUAUAGUUUAUUAACCAUAGAGCGAUUUGAGUUUG
Carassius carassius (crucian carp) is the source of this 4174-nucleotide messenger RNA. Its product is annotated as follistatin-related protein 4-like. The coding region runs from base 185 to 2674 and encodes 829 amino acids. Gene Ontology annotation, biological process: multicellular organism development; regulation of BMP signaling pathway; cell differentiation. Gene Ontology annotation, molecular function: protein binding; calcium ion binding. The record is from RefSeq and is a predicted model, not a curated record. The transcript is spliced from 16 exons. Lineage: Eukaryota; Metazoa; Chordata; Actinopteri; Cypriniformes; Cyprinidae.